Grus americana (Whooping crane) is the source of this 2599-nucleotide messenger RNA. It is a transcript of the gene RUFY4, whose product is annotated as RUN and FYVE domain containing 4. The coding region runs from base 149 to 2431 and encodes 760 amino acids. The transcript has 12 exons. Gene Ontology annotation, biological process: plus-end-directed vesicle transport along microtubule; positive regulation of autophagosome maturation. The record is from RefSeq and is a predicted model, not a curated record. NCBI's taxonomy places the organism in Eukaryota, Metazoa, Chordata, Aves, Gruiformes, Gruidae. Gene Ontology annotation, cellular component: lysosome; autophagosome; late endosome.
CUUGCGGGCGGCAGGUGCCCCCCAGCCCCCCCGGGUGGCACAGGGGCUGCACAAGGUGACCAGCCUCGCUGACCCUCUUCCUAAAACUGGCAACCCCCAAACUGGGGAGCCGGCUGCCGGGGGGGGCCAAGCCGCAGUGCCUGAUGUGAUGUGGGACGGGCUGGGGGUGGCUCCUGCAGCCUCCCUGACCUCCCACACUUCCUGCUGGCCAAGGUACAAAAGGAGAAGCAGGCAGGCACAGCGUGGUCACGGGGACACGCCAGCAUCCCCCCGGCACCCAGCGAGUGCCUCGGGGCACCCCAGGGCUCCCAGCCACAGACCCCCAGGGACAGCCAUGGCAGGGGAUGGGGAGCUCAACCGUGUCAUCAAGGACCUGCAGAGGACCGUGGCUGAGCUGAACCACAGCUACCGGGAGCAGAACCUGCCGGUGACGGAUGGGAGCCGGGAGCUGCACAGCCUCUGUGCCCAGCUGGAGUUCCUCCUCCAGUUCGACCUCAAGGAGAAGAGAAGCUUCUUUGGGCAGCGCAAGGACUACUGGGACUUCUUGUGCCAGGGCUUGGCACGGCGCCGGCAGGAGCACGAGGGUGUUCGUUUCGUCACCUCCCUGGACAAGCUGAAGACCCCUGUGGGCAGGGGCCGAGCCUUCCUGCGGUACUGCCUGGUGCACCGGCAGCUGGCAGAGUCCCUGCAGCUCUGCCUCCUUGACCCCGAGAGCCUCUGUGAGUGGUACUACGCCCGCAGCCCCUUCCUGAGCCCCCAGCGCCGGGCAGAGAUCCUGGGCAGCCUCUAUGAGCUGGACGGCGUCACCUUCCACCUGGCCCUGUGCAGGGCUGACCUGGACACCGCCUGGCCCAUGUUCUCUGAGAAACUGGUACGGCCCAGCGCAGUGGCUGGGAACAGCCUGGCAAAGACGGCCCCGCAGACAGACGAUACCGGCACCGGGGCACAUGGAUGGCCCGAUGGCAUCGCCCAUCCCACCACAGCACCCUGUGGGGUGUCAGCCCACCCAUGCCCACCCACCUUGGCUGCCCUGCAGGCGAGGAUUGUAGAGGUGGAGGAUGUGGAGUGGGACGUGGAGGAUGUGGAGGUGAGGAAGGACAUGGAAAAGAAGGAUGAAGAGGAGGUGGAGAAAGAUGAGGAUGAGGAGGAAGAGGAGGUGCAGGAUGUGGAGGUGGACAUGGAGGAGGAUGUGAAGGUGGAGGAGUAUGUGGAAGAGGAGGGUGAAGAGAAGUUGGAGGAGGAUGAGAAGGAGGUGGAGGACGUGGAUGUGGAGGAGCUGGAGGACGCACGUGGUGCUGGCAAAGCACCCCAGCCCGGUGGUGACAGGGAUCCUGGCACGUCCCCGCCGCCCAGCACCGGGUGCAUACCGGGCUCCCCACCACCGGUGCCUGGACAGCCAGACGGGACGGAGGCAUCCCUGCGGGCGCUGGUGUCCCGGCUGGAGGCCGAGCUGGGGCAGCGGGAGGCGGCAUCACGGGUGCUGGCAGCCCGGCUGGCACGGGAGGAGCGGCGGCACAGGCGGCAGGAGGAGGGCAGUGCCCGGCGGGCCCAGCUGCGGGCGCAUGAGGCUGAGGCGCUGCGGGAGACCAACAUCUUCCUGGGGCAGGCGCUGGUGGCGGCGGUGGCGGCGGGGGGCCCGGGGGUGCUGGCGCGGGCACAGGAGGAGGCACGGGGCUGGCAGGAGGUGGCAGAGGAGCGGGGCGCCCAGCUGGCCGGGGCACUGGCGGAGGCAGCGGCACUGGCCUCGCGCCUACGGGACUGCCAGGCGGCGCUGGCUGCGGCGGGACGGACGGAUGCACUGGAGGAUGCCGGUGCCACAGACGAGGUGGCCGCUGUGGAGGAGGUGCUGCGGCAGGCGCUGGAGCUCGCCCGUGGACCCCAGGAGCCCCUGACAGACCCCAAGGUGGAGGGGCAGCUCGGCACAGCUGCUGGCAUGGCCAUGCAACUGGCCACCCUGGCCGCCACGGCGUGGGAGGAGGUUCGGCAGAGCCGGCAGAAGCUCCAAGCCCAGCGGCAGGAGGUGGCACAGCUCCAGGAACAGCUCGGCAGGGCCCGGCAGGACGGCGAGCGCUGGGCAUCGGCACUGCAGCGGGCACAGCGGGAGGCCCUGGAGCGAGAGGCCACACGCGGCGCCGAGCAGGCACGACAGCAGGAGCUCAUCCGCGACAUGAAGGGGCGGCUGCUGGAGCUGCUGCGGGAGAAGGAUGCCCUGUGGCAGAAGACGGAGGGCAUCGACACCCCGAUGCCCAGCCCAUCACCCCGUGAUGCAGGGCUCUGUGCCCGCUGCCGCAAGGAUUUCCGCCGCCUCUCCCGGCGGUACGACUGCAGGCUGUGCCAGUGCAAGGUGUGCCACGCGUGCUCCGUGGACACAGGCAAGCAGGGGCGCUGCUGCCUGCUUUGCUACCAGCAAAGGCACCCGCAGGCUACGUGAGCUGGGACCGCAGCCCAUGCACCGUGCCUGGGACAUCCCCUGCCCUGGCUGCCUCCUCUCAGACUUACCCAGAUCCCAGACAUCUGGGGCCUGCAGGCAGGUCCUGCUGCCCAACAUUUUGGGUUUGAGACAUUUUUCGCGUGGCUGGUCCACAGAGAGGAAAACAAC